Scutellospora calospora is the source of this 350-nucleotide messenger RNA. The record is from the annotation of a GenBank genome assembly. NCBI's taxonomy places the organism in Eukaryota, Fungi, Glomeromycota, Glomeromycetes, Diversisporales, Gigasporaceae.
AAACAGAUAAAGUAGUUUUAUAUAUUCAUGGUGGCGGAUAUAUUAUGGGCUCAGUUGAAUAUAGUAGAUUGUUUGCAAUUAAAUUUGCAGAGCAUGCUAAAGCUCGAGUUUUUUCAAUUAAUUAUCGUCUCUCGCCACAAAGUCAAUUUCCUGCUUCUCUUUGUGAUUCAGUUGCAGCAUAUCUAUAUCUUAUAAAUCCUGGUUCAGAUGCAGGAUUUGAACCGAUUAAUCCUAAAAGAAUUGUACUUGCUGGAGAGAGUGCAGGUGGCGGUUUGACUUUGGCAACAUUAUUAUUUUUAAGGGAUACGGGAUUACCUUUACCAGGAGGCGCAAUUUUAUUGUCACCAUGG